UUUUAUAUCAGACGCCUUCAUACCUGAAGCCCAACUCAAUUAACCCACAAAAAACAGUUUUCCUCUGCUUCUUCUCUCCUCCUUUCAGCGAUCAGCAAAUCUUGAAAAUUUGAAGACAUAAUGGCAGACGCGCUUACUGAAGAUCAGAUUGCAGAGUUCCGCGAGGCCUUUUGCUUGAUUGACAAGGACUCAGAUGGCUUCAUUACGAUGGAAGAACUUGCUACCAUUAUACAAUCGCUGGAUGGACAUCCUACCAAAGAAGAAGUUGGAGACAUGAUAAGUGAAGUCGAUAUUGAUGGAAAUGGAACAAUAGAUUUUCAGGAGUUCUUGAACAUUAUGGGACGGAAAAUGAAGGAAAAUGUUGCUGAGGAGCUAAAAGAAGCUUUCAAAGUAUUUGACAGAAACCAGGAUGGAUAUAUAUCAGCCAAUGAGCUAAGGCAAGUGAUGAUAAAUUUGGGAGAGAGAUUGACUGAGGAGGAGGCUGAACAGAUGAUUAGAGAGGCUGAUUUGGAUGGUGAUGGUUUAGUUAGUUAUGAGGAGUUUGCCAGGAUGAUGAUGGCCUUCUAAUCCGUAGUAAAAUUAUAUUUAAACAAGCAAAUUCAUGAUUCAUGUAUGUUCUGUUCAUUUAUUUUUGCAACUUGCUUGUCUUGUAGAAUUAGAAAGCAAUGCGCUUUCCUGUUAUAAUGGCAGUGAUGCACAGUAGAAUUCCUGGGAA
Hevea brasiliensis (rubber tree) is the source of this 715-nucleotide messenger RNA. RefSeq names its product calmodulin-like protein 8. Bases 121 to 567 code for a protein of 148 amino acids. The record is from RefSeq and is a predicted model, not a curated record. The transcript has 4 exons. Gene Ontology annotation, molecular function: enzyme regulator activity; calcium ion binding. Lineage: Eukaryota; Viridiplantae; Streptophyta; Magnoliopsida; Malpighiales; Euphorbiaceae.